UUUUACACGUUUUUGUAACAUGAAAUCUCUAUGAAGAUAGUCAGUUAACCAAUCGGGUAGAAAGCAUUUACCGCGAUUCAUGUGGGACGGCAUCUUCUUAUUAUAUCCCUUCGCAACUAUCUACACUCGAUUAAAAAAUAAAAUUAUAUUUUUUCCAAUUGUAAAAAAAAACAUUCAAACUCUUUUCUAGUGUCAUACCCAAGACAAACUCUUCUCUGGUGGGAAACAAAUUGAAUUUAUAACCAAGGGACAUCCAUAGAUUAUCAAAUAAAAGGGAUAAUUGCCAUAUAUAUAUAUGUAAGAGUUUGUUUUGGAUUUGCUGCUUAAAUAUGCUUAUAUUUGAGUUAUAGGGAUGGAGUUUGGUACUUUGAUGUUACCAAUGAUCCUCAUUCCUCAUCAGUGUCUUCACCAGCAUUUUUCUGUUCACAUUUUAACCUAAACUCUUUAGAUGGACUAGUUAAUUUGCCAACUUGUGAUGUACUUACCCAAUAUAUUCGAAUAAUAAUGCAAUGCUCAUGUGUUAUAUUUCAAUUCUUCCUUUAUUUCGGGUUUGGCUGAUUCAGCUUAGUUUACUCACAUGGAAUAACCUAAGGAUUCUCAGUCAUUGAAUUUUGUAUUUCUCUCUCGUGUCUUCUUAGCUAAAAGCGGCGGUAAUUAAUUAAUUACCAGUGUCCGGCUAAACCCGGGUUACGCAAACACCAAUAAACCGACGCCUCUUAUUCUGAUUGAACCGACGUAUCUUUAACUUUUUUUUACUUCCAACUGUCUUUUUUAACUUCCCAUAUUCUUCUCCACUACUCUCUCUCUCGCUCUACCCAUAUAUAUACGUCAAGUUAUCUCACUCUGAUCCCAUAAUACUGUUCCGAGAGUGUACGAGUGAAAACCUUAAAACCGGUUUUAACUAACCGGUUCCAAUGGAUAAUCUACUCUGCGACGAGUCAUGGCUCUCGGAUCCUUUAACUCCAGAGCCUGAACCAAACUUCUGCUUAAACAUUCAUGACGAUCACGUGGUGAUGUCUCCGGGCAUAGAUGCAGCGAGGGUAGAGGAAGCCAUUUCUAUAGAUUUGGAGAAAGAAUCAUGUUUCAGUAAUCACGGACACAAGUUUGUUGAGUUUCUUGCUUCUAAGAAGUUAAUCGAUGCUAGGUUUCGAACAGUUCAAUGGCUCAUUCAGACUCGGAGUCGGCUUAAUCUUUCAUUUGAAACGCUUUUUUCCGCGGCAAAUUGUUUUGACCGGUUUGUCAAUGUUAUCAGCUGCGACGAAUGGAGUAAAUGGAUGGUGGAAUUGGUCGCAGUGACCUCAUUAUCGGUCGCAUCAAAAUUUAACGACGUUGCUUCCCCUUCACCUCAAGAACUUCAAAUGGAAGGGCUAACUCAUAUGUUUCAUCACAAGACCGUCCUUGAGAUGGAACUCAUCCUGUUGAAAGCACUAGACUGGCGUGUUAACUCGGUCACGAGUUUAUCUUUUUCACAAAUUCUAAUGACCAAAAUGGGGAUAGCAGGAGGAGAUAUAAUGAUGAACCGAAUCACAGAACAUCUGUUAGAUGAUUUAUGCGAUUUGAAGAUGCUUGGAUAUGCACCAAGUGUUGUAGCGGUGGCGGCUAUGUGGACUGUCUUAGAAGAGAAAGCAGCUCUAGAAGACAACUUUGGGAAAAUUAUGAAUCUUUUUGGACAAGAACACAAGGAGAAAAUUGCCAAAUGUAUCCAUGUUAUGAAAUCUCGAAACGUUGAAAAAGGUUGGGGAAGAAAAGUUAGUGAAGUGAAGAGUCUUGUGAGUGUGUUGCAGAGAGGCGAUAUAAUGAACAUGAACGAUGUUUAUUACGGCGGAGAUCUUUCUACCAUUUUUCAGAUUUUACGUUCCGAAGGAAUCAAUAAGAAGAGAGAUAGAGAUUUCUACGAAGACAAGCUUCGUCCUGCAAAAAGAAUGACAUUUGUUAUGUCAGAUUGAUUAUCACAUUUAUGAAAAGAGAUGAAACUACAUUUUUGAAUAACAGAGAAUAAAUAUGUUUUUUUU
Molecule: messenger RNA, 2012 nt
Organism: Brassica napus (rape)
Lineage: Eukaryota; Viridiplantae; Streptophyta; Magnoliopsida; Brassicales; Brassicaceae
Product: putative cyclin-D7-1
Exons: 5
Coding region: 915-1946 (343 amino acids)
Biological process (GO): mitotic cell cycle phase transition; regulation of cyclin-dependent protein serine/threonine kinase activity
Cellular component (GO): cytoplasm; nucleus; cyclin-dependent protein kinase holoenzyme complex
Molecular function (GO): cyclin-dependent protein serine/threonine kinase regulator activity
Source: RefSeq, a predicted model, not a curated record